This is a messenger RNA of Heterocephalus glaber (naked mole-rat), 1535 nucleotides long. It is a transcript of the gene Dnal4, whose product is annotated as dynein axonemal light chain 4. The record is from RefSeq and is a predicted model, not a curated record. Lineage: Eukaryota; Metazoa; Chordata; Mammalia; Rodentia; Bathyergidae. Gene Ontology annotation, biological process: microtubule-based process. Gene Ontology annotation, cellular component: dynein complex.
UGAGGGGCAGGACUUCCUUGCUGGUUGCUAAGACACUCUUGUUCGCUCCUUGACAACACUGGCGGGGGUGUACUGGCUGCGGCCCUGGCUCCGGCCCCCGCGGGAGCAGCACCCCUUGGGGAGAGACAUUUUCUGCUCCCACCAAGUUGGCAGGGCCCACUUCCUGACUCUCCCGGGCGUCCUUGCCAGUCCCAGCACCUCCUGAGAGCCCUCCCUCUCCUCUCGGGGUCACGGUGGAAGGAUCAUGGGAGAAACAGAAGGGAAGAAAGAUGAGGCUGACUAUAAGCGCCUGCAGACCUUCCCACUGGUCAGGCACUCGGACAUGCCAGAGGAGAUGCGAGUGGAAACCAUGGAGCUGUGUGUCACAGCCUGUGAGAAAUUCUCCAACAACAAUGAGAGUGCAGCCAAGAUGAUCAAGGAGACAAUGGACAAGAAGUUCGGCUCCUCGUGGCACGUGGUGAUCGGUGAAGGCUUUGGGUUUGAGAUCACUCAUGAGGUGAAGAACCUCCUGUACCUGUACUUCGGGGGCACCCUGGCCGUGUGUGUCUGGAAGUGCUCCUGACCCUCCGUCCCCCGCAGGGCCUGUUCCUGCCUCUCCUCCAGGAUGGGGAGCAACCUCAGGCAGGUCCUGGCCUUUCCAAGGAGAGUUUGGGGUCUUUUCUUUCAUCCUUGUGUGCCCGUUUCCUGAGCCAUGCCCAGUGUGUGAAUCUGUUGAGAUCUCUACCCCCAGGCUCCCGGCCGCCUCCCUCUGAGUCCCAAGCAGUGGACAGGGCAGAGGCAGCAUCUCUGUAGGGGCAGAGUGCGGACCUGUGACAGGGUGAAGGGGUGGAGCUUUCCCAAAAGGACAUGCCAGCCCCACCGUUCUCCAGGGCAGAUGUCCUUCAGCACCCCGGAGCCCCGCUACCCUUCUGUCCCCUGUACUGCUGAGGAGUGCCACUGUCCUUGUCAUUCGUGGCCAUAUGGAAGUGGCCCCAAGAAGGAGCCUCUCCUCUCAAGGGACACGGGCAGCUUCUGUCCUUGUCCCCUGGGGACACAGUGAGCACCCCCAAAGCCCUUUCCCCAGCUUGAUCCCGGGCUGCGCAGACACUGUGUCUCACCACGGUACCAGUGGCUCCACAGCCCAGGUUUGGCAGGAGGACCACGCAGCCUCCCGCCCUCUCCUCCCUUCCCAGCCCCAGGCGCAUGAACUUUCUGUACCGCCUCAACCGACCUAGACCAAGCGCACACACAGUUGAGAGUCAGGGGCUGGGGUGCUUGCACGCCCCCAGCUCAAGUUCUCGAGGUGUCACUGAGCUCCGGUGAGACGCUGGCCAGGAGGGCUCUCGCCGCGGGCCGCUUCAGCAGGGAACCUGGCCUGCCAGUGACUUAUCAUCAGGGACCGCAUGCUGAUUUGUACUUCGUAUCUCUGCUGGGUUUUCUAGAUUCUUUUUGAGUGUGGGAAGAAGGGUUUUAGUAGAAGGAUGAAUCCUAUUUUACACAGCGGUCUUAUUUAUAUAAACAUCUUGGUUUUUACAAUUAAAAUGACCAAAAACUAA